Molecule: messenger RNA, 1338 nt
Organism: Anopheles funestus (African malaria mosquito)
Lineage: Eukaryota; Metazoa; Arthropoda; Insecta; Diptera; Culicidae
Product: putative gustatory receptor 59e
Exons: 3
Coding region: 1-1314 (437 amino acids)
Biological process (GO): sensory perception of taste
Cellular component (GO): neuronal cell body; axon; dendrite
Source: RefSeq, a predicted model, not a curated record
AUGGUGCUGGAGCUGCUUUCCAACAAGCAAUUGUUUCGGAAAGAAUUUCACCAAACGACGCACAAGCUGGUACGUGCCUGCAAAGUCUUCGGUACCGUUCCGUGGGAAGUUACGCUAUUCGAGAGCAAUGGCAAACCGCUUAAUGGAUGGGCGGUGUGGCUUAUCCGUGCAUCGAACGGGCUAUACUCGGUCUGCUUAAUGACGGUCGUACUGGUGGCCACCGUUCUACAGCACAUCGAAUUCGACAACCACAUGCCGUUUAUGACGCGCAUGCUCUACAUCAUGGAGUACCUGAUGGAGAAUGGGGUAGUGAUGCUGAUCCUGCUCGGGUGCCACUAUCAGCGUCGCUGCUAUGGCCGCUUCUCGGAACGGUUGCUUGCGGUCGCGAUCGAUGUGUCGCUGUGCGGUGGUACGGUCGAUUUUUCGCGCAUCGAAACGAUCUUCAAUCGGUUGAUGGGGAGUGUGAUGCUUUUCUUCGCCGGCGUACUAAUGGUGGACUUCCUGUACAACGAUCAGGUGUUUUGGAGCUUUGUGCGCAGUUCGGCGAUCUACACGCUAUCGAACAUGAUCAAUGUGCUGGGGAUAGUACAGUACGCGUACGUGCUGUACGUUGUGUUUUACUUCUACUACGAUAUGAACCGAUUGCUGAAAUCGUACACACGCCAUCUCCACACCCAGGACAAACGGUAUGCUCGGCGGCUUGCCAGUGAGAUCGUCCUGCCGUCCGGAGCGCUUUACGAUUAUGCACAGCUCAUCGACAUCUUGCGCCGAACGCAUCUGCAGCUAAGCAAGCUGACCGAGCAGGUGAACGGUUGCUUCGGUGUGCUGAUCGUGUCCACCACAACCGCCUCGUUCGUUGUGCUCAGUUUACAGUUUUUUGCCAUCUACCUAGUAACGACGGUACGGAUCUGGACGGUGAGCGAUACGUAUCUGCUGAUAUACACCGUCCUGUGGAUCGUACUGCAUGUCGCCAAGAUACUGAUGAUCCUGUACCCGUGCCAUCUUGUACAACGCGAACGGGACCGUACCGGGCCGAUUUUGUAUCGCUUUGAUCCGACCAUGAAAGAUGGUGCGUUGAAUAAUGCGUUGACGAAAUUUUCCAGUCAGUUGCUUCACGUGCAGGGACCACUAACGGCAUGCGGUGUUAUCAAUCUAGAAAUGACGCUCAUUAGCACGAUGGUUGGCGCCCUUACGACGUAUCUCGUGAUACUGAUACAGUUCGAAACGGCCGUUAGUCAAGGUCAGGCUGGCAACAGUUCAGCGGCGCACUUCGGUACAGCGAAUGGCCGUGGUAACGGUUCACUAUCAGCCUAGCGGUGGCGAUUUUUCCACCUUCAC